AGCUUGAGACGCUCCUGAAAGGAGCCCACGUUGCGGCGUCUGAGGGGGCAAGCGUGGCAAUAUGGCUUCUGUGUUGUCCUACGAAAGCCUGGUACACGCCGUGGCCGGAGCCGUGGAUUCUGCUGAAGACUCGAAGUCCUGUAAAGAGUUCCUGCUAACAGAACUUGACGCCCUGUGCCCAAGCAAGCCUUGACACACCUCUAGUAAUUAACAGGUGUGAAAGGAAGGGAAGUGUGACUGCUAUGACAGUGUUCUUUCCCUUGGAUACUGCUAGACUUCGACUUCAGGUUGAUGAGAAAAGAAAGUCAAAAACUACGCAUGCAGUUCUCCUGGAGAUUAUUAAAGAAGAAGGCCUCCUGGCACCAUACCGAGGGUGGUUUCCAGUUAUUUCCAGUCUCUGCUGCUCCAAUUUUGUCUAUUUCUACACUUUUAAUAGCCUCAAAGCAGUAUGGGUCAAAGGUCAACGUUCUUCUACAGGAAAAGAUCUGGUGGUUGGAUUUGUUGCAGGAGUGGUGAAUGUGCUGCUGACGACUCCACUCUGGGUGGUGAACACCAGACUGAAGUUGCAAGGGGCAAAAUUUCGGAAUGAAGACAUUAUACCAACUAACUACAAAGGCAUAAUCGAUGCAUUCCACCAGAUUAUUCGAGAUGAAGGAAUCUUGGCUCUGUGGAAUGGCACCUUCCCCUCCUUGCUGUUGGUCUUCAACCCUGCCAUCCAGUUCAUGUUCUACGAAGGCUUGAAACGGCAGCUUUUAAAGAAGCGGAUGAAGCUCUCUUCUCUGGAUGUGUUCAUCAUUGGUGCAAUAGCCAAAGCGGUGGCCACCACAGUCACUUAUCCCAUGCAGACGGUACAGUCAAUUCUGAGGUUUGGACGUCAUAGACUAAACCCAGAAAACAGAACCCUGGGGAGUCUUCGGAAUGUUCUCUAUCUUCUUCACCAGCGAGUCAAACGCUUUGGAAUAAUGGGACUCUACAAAGGCCUUGAAGCCAAGCUGCUCCAGACCGUGCUCACGGCUGCCCUCAUGUUCUUGGUGUAUGAGAAACUGACAGCUGCUACCUUCACUGUAAUGGGCCUGAAGAGCACACACAAGCACUGAGGUCCUCCACAGAGCAGUGUGGAGAUGCACAUGCUGCACAGAGAGAAGAGGCACAGCUCUCCUCUCCCUCUGGUUCCAUCCACACCACAGUCAUUCCUGUCAUUGGCUCCAAAGGCUCCAAAGGCUAAACAGGGAGUGGAGUUGGCUAGGCCUAUUACCAACUUAAUUUUUAUGGUGUUUGCUUGGAUUUGGGGGUGGAGGUUAGACUAAUAUGGAAAUAUUGAAAACCUGAAAAUGUAAGUUUGUGGGUGUUUAUUAGUUUUCGCAAGGGGUAUGGACUUUCCAUCUGAAGUUUUCCUCAACUUUGCCACUUGUUCUCUUUCCCCGAACGCAGGUUCUGACAACUCAGUAACGUACUUCUCCUCAGAUACUUUUCUGUGUCUUAAUCUUGGUAAAGAUUUUCCUCACUGAAAUCACAUGAUGACGAUGCCAUGGGCAUGACUUUAUUUCUGUUUGACUCUUUUCCUCCUGCAUAAUGAAAGUUAAGUGAGCUAUUUAUUUUGUGGGGAAAAUGAAAAUGAUUAAUCCUAAAUAAUUUUCUUAAAAUCUGUAAAUGUCAAUUAUUCCUUAGUGUUUGACAUAGUUUUUAAUACAUAUUUAUUUUGAAUUGUCUUUUAUUACAAAAAAAAGCCCUGAUGUUGUAUGUCCACCCAUGCAAGCUCCAAUCAGACAAGCCUCAAUAAACUGUCAGCACACUCACACACA
This is a messenger RNA of Myodes glareolus (Bank vole), 1802 nucleotides long. RefSeq names its product solute carrier family 25 member 17 (gene Slc25a17). Gene Ontology annotation, molecular function: AMP transmembrane transporter activity; ATP transmembrane transporter activity; FAD transmembrane transporter activity. Gene Ontology annotation, biological process: transmembrane transport. Gene Ontology annotation, cellular component: peroxisomal membrane. The record is from RefSeq and is a predicted model, not a curated record. NCBI's taxonomy places the organism in Eukaryota, Metazoa, Chordata, Mammalia, Rodentia, Cricetidae.